ACUUAGUCAUAAAAUUCCAAAUAUGCGCUUAAUUGUCGCCCCAAACACAGCUAAUUAUGAAUAAUUUGCACGUCGUGAAAGCUUCGACACAUCCUUGGCCAGUGUAGUGUUGUCUUUGGUCCUGAAAUAUCCUGAAAAUGCUUGACCUUGAUGCGUGAGGUCCAUGCACGUUCCCCAUCUUUGUCCCACGCAUGCACUUGUUUCCGUCUCCUCUUCUAGGAAACUAUGAGCCUCCCAUGUGGGUGGUCCCGUUGUCUCCUUUCCCCCAAUAAAACUUUCUAUUCUCGUCUUUAUCGCUCCUCCCAUCCGGCCAAAGCUAAACAACAACACGUGCAGUUUUCGGCAAAGUUUCACUUCGAAAAUGCGAAAAUGCGUCUCUUGAUUUUAAUUAUUUCGUGUUUGUUUGAACGCUCUUUGUGCUCACAAGACCUCGAAGUGAACUCAUCGCAAUUCAACGAAAUCGUCGUGAGACACGGCGAGAGAGACGGCUCAAGGUACGACCUCCACUUCAAGAAGUACUGCCAAAAGCCGGCCAAAUGCCAGCUUUUGAACUACACCACGUGCAUGGGGAUGAAACUACCCUAUUUCUCCACGACUCUGGAACUCACCGACUUGACGACGCAAGAAAAAGUACAGGAAAAGCUCCACCAUUACAAAUACCUCAGGUUCAUACCCAAAUGCUGGGCAGUAAUACAGCCUUUUCUGUGCGCUUUGUACAUGCCAAAGUGCGAAAACGGCAAAGUCGACUUACCGUCCAGGGAAAUGUGCCAACUCACCCUCAAACCCUGCAAAAUGUUCUACAACAGCUCGAUCUUUCCCAAAUUCCUCAACUGUGACGACGGCCGCAUUUUUUCAUCAAAUUGCAAAAACGACGUCCAAGAAUUGAGGUUCAACACCACGGGGUUCUGCAUGGAGCCCUUAGUCAAGACUGAUAAUCAGAACUGGUUCUAUCCAGACGUGGAGGAGUGCGGCCUGCGCUGCAAGGACUCCCUCUACACCGAAAACGAGCAUUACCAAAUCCACAAACUCAUCGGUUACUGCGUCCUCGUGUGUGGUUUCUUCAACUUCUUUACCAUCGUGACAUUCAUCAUCGACUGGACAACCGCCAACAAGUACCCCGCUUUGACCAUUUUCUACAUGAACAUCUGUUUCUUCAUUUCCUACGGCGGUUGGUUCAUCCAGUUUCUCAGUUCGGACACUCGCGAAGACAUCGUCUGCAAAAAGGACGGAACCUUGCGAAAAUCGGAACCCAGUGCCACUGAGAACCUUUCCUGCGUCAUCGUUUUUGUUCUAGUUUACUAUUUUCUAAUCGCAGGAAUGGUCUGGUUCGUCCUUUUCAGCUACACGUGGCACAUGAGCUGCGUUCAAGCACUCGGGAAAAUCCAAGAACGUGUCGAUAAAAAACGAGUUUAUUUUCAUUUAAUAGCGUGGAGUUUACCAUUGAUGUUUACCAUAACUACCAUGGCGGUGGGCGAAAUCGACGGGGAUUACGUCACGGGGAUUUGCUUUGUAGGAAUAUUCAAUUUUGCGGCAAGAGCUGGACUCUUGUUGGCACCACUGGCCGUUACCAUGAUCGUCGCAGGAUACAUUAUAGUCCGAGGACUCAUCCUUUUGAUCAAAGUCAAAAUCGACAGUAGAGAAAUAAUAUCGGAACACUCGAGUCGAAAAAUCCGUUCAAAUAUCGUCAGAAUGGGGGUUUUUACCCUGUUUAUGAUCGUAUUCUGCAUAAUCACUUUCAUUUACCAUGGAUAUGUUUUCAUCAACUCGGAAACGUGGAGUUUGAGCCUCCAGAGCUACAUUUUAUGCAAAUUGACGAGUUUGAGCUCGGACUUCUCCCAUUGUAAGCAGGAGUCGCGCCCCAGUGUCGCGAUGCUCCAAUUGCAACUCCUCGCCGUGUUUGGCGCCGGCAUCGCCAUGGCUUCCUGGGUCUGGUGCAGUGCAACUCUCCACAGCUGGACUCGUUACAUCAGGAAUUCUCUGAUUUGCAGGAAAUUUCGCUGCGAAGUAGAGGAACCAAUGAAACUCCAAAAACACAAAAUCAUUGCGCAAAUUUUCGACAAAAGGGAGAAGUUCAAUCAAGGCGGGCGGAUCUCAAUCGAGUGUCAACACUACACCGAUCCUGUGGGGCUCCACUUUGACUUAAAUAGUGCCGUUAGUGAUAGUUUUAGUACAGCCUGGGCGGUGAAUCUCCCCCGGUUGUUGAACCGCAGGGGGGCUAUCGUUGAGGAAGUUGGUUAUUCGAGUAAUAAUCACUCGAUUGACUCGGAAGUGAGUCAUGUGUCGGUGAGACAUGUGAGCAUCGAGAGUCGGUGUAAUUCGGGUGAUAGUCAAUUGUCAGUCCAAAUCAGCGAGUUGAAAGCCACCAGAAAAGUAAACCGGAGACAUAGGCGGCGACGGCACGAUUUCCGGAGGGAUUCUCGAUUGUCAAAAACAGGGAAUAAAAGGGAAAGCAGUGCCAGUCUUGACUCAAACCUAAUGGAUACCUUGCGAUUGUGCGGAGUAAAGAGUCUUGAACCAAACUUGAAACGACGAACGGGCAAUGCGGGUCUGGAUGGACAACACAUCAGCAAACUGCUCUCAAAUGGGAAACUCGUAAUCCCUUAUAAUCCCAAUAUGAGUGAGGACGAAAACGUUUCGGUCACCGUCUCCGAAAAUAAAUACAACGUAGUUUUGAGUAACACGAAUUUAGAUUUGAGUGAUCAACUAGUGAUGAAAUCGUUGAGGCAAGGAGGGUUGCAUAUCGAGGAGUUGAGUAGCAGUGAAAGUGAGAAGGAACAAGAGAAGAGGUCGCGGUCGGGGAGAGAAUCGCACCAAAGUCGGAGGUCAAAAAGGUCCAGAACUUCCAAAAAAUAUGAAAGUGACUCUGAGAGUUUCAACAGACAUAGUGACAGUUCGACGAGUCCCGAAUUGCGGGAAUUAUUAUGAGUUAUGACUGAUUUUUAUAUGAAAUAUGGUAGCUUCAUAUUUAUUUGUACAAAAAUGUGAUUUUUCUAACUUUUACCAAAUAAAAAAUUUUGAAAUUUUA
This is a messenger RNA of Tribolium madens (black flour beetle), 3025 nucleotides long. It is a transcript of the gene smo, whose product is annotated as protein smoothened. Lineage: Eukaryota; Metazoa; Arthropoda; Insecta; Coleoptera; Tenebrionidae. The record is from RefSeq and is a predicted model, not a curated record. Gene Ontology annotation, biological process: smoothened signaling pathway; commissural neuron axon guidance; positive regulation of smoothened signaling pathway. Gene Ontology annotation, molecular function: transmembrane signaling receptor activity; patched binding. Gene Ontology annotation, cellular component: dendrite; plasma membrane; cilium. Bases 226 to 2925 code for a protein of 899 amino acids. The transcript has 4 exons.